UGUGAAAGUCGUCCCAAAUGCAACUCAAAUUCCUCCCAAAAAUUAAAAAAAACGCUACAACCGCAAAAAUUGUCACCAAACUUUAAUUAUAGCUUCCCAAUAAUUCCCUAUCCCCCUUUCCCUUUCAGAUCAGAUAACCUCAUCUCCGCCACCAUACACCAGCCGGCACCUUUGAGAUCUGAGCAAACCACCGGCAGUAGAUCGACGGACAAAAACACAUGUGACGAGGAUCAUAAGCUUCCGGUGACCGAUGAACGUCGACGAUAACUUUUUCCGACCAAAAUUAAGUUUUUGUAAAAAGGCUACAAUAUGGAAAAAAGUAAUCAACGUGAUAUUUCAAGCUACAAUGUGGAAUACAUAGAAGUCACAAAACGAGAGAGAAUUCAACGGAGUUACCCGAACCGAAAUUAACAUAAUAGAAACGGUAAUGUCGGACAGCUUUAUAUGGCUAAAGAGCAAAUCAAGUUCAAGAUAUCGUGUGGGAGAGAUAGGUAGAGUUCAAUAUAAGAGAUAUAGUAAGAUAAUCGGAUCAAUGUAAUUAGGGGUGUUUGUUCUUUCUGCACUUUGUAUUUUCUUUUUGUACUGUUUUUUUCAGGUUUUUACAGAUUUUCCUGGUCCUGUUUUAUUAAUCAUAGAAUCUCACCGUUAAAAAAAAAAAAAAAAAAAAAAAAAAAAAACUAAAUACCUUCGAGACGCGCCUAUAUUCCCACCACGUGCCACAGCGCGUCAUACUUCCAACUCCAUCCACUAUGUUUGGAGUUUGGAACCGGAGUGGGCCCCAACCUCUGCAACAAAUAAAAAUCCCAAAAUCGACGAUAUUUCCAGCAACUCUCUCACAAUACGCCACGUGUCAAAACAAUCAAUCUCAACCGUGAAGGGUGACCAGUCAAAUCCCCCGUCCGAUGAGCGAUCAAAAAACAAUCGACGGCGGAUAUUCUGCCCGUGGUCAGAUCUUAUCGCCUUUAAGAACGACCCCCAACCCCUUCAAUCCUCGCUCAGUCUCAAACCCUAGAAGGUCGUCAUCAUCAUCUUCCUUCAUCUACAUUGUUGUUAUAACUAAUUUUUCUCCGGCGAUAAUCAACAGAUCGCCGGUCGGACACCAUCAUCUUGUCUGCAUUCGAAAUUGUGACUGCUGCAUGUUGCCCGUAUCAAUUCGAGAUAGAUCCGGAUCCCGACGGUGCGGCGUUGUCCGUACAUGGCGUCGACGGUUUUAGCGAGUCGGAAUCAUACAAGUAUGGGAGAAAUCCCUAAUAAUCCUCGUCAUCUGAACCCUAACCCUAGCCAAAAACCCAAAAUAAAGAAAAAGCAGGCCGUAUCGGAUGAUGCUUAUUCGUACAACCAACGUCCGGCGGGUAGGGGAUAUGGGAAUGGGUUCAAUUACGGGGAGUAUGUGACCUACCGUGUUGCUUCGUGCUCUAGAAGCGAGAUUAAUGAGCUUAGGAGGAAAUUAGCUUCGGAUCUUGACCGAAUUCGGAGCCUGAAUGAUCGAAUUCAGGUUGGGGAAGUAAACCCGGGAAAUAAAUUCGGAUCUAGCAACAAAGUGUUGAAAUAUGGUUGUGAGAAUUUGUUGAAGAAUUGUAAGCAGGUUUUAACGAAAUUGAUGAAGCAUAAGCUCAGCUGGGUGUUUAACAAACCGGUUGACGUGGUAGCUUUUGGGCUUCAUGAUUACCAUCAGAUUAUUAAGAGCCCGAUGGAUUUGGGUUCAGUUAAGUUGAAUUUGUCCAAGAAUAUGUAUUCUAGUCCACUUGAUUUUGCCUCCGAUGUUCGGUUGGUGUUUGAGAAUGCGAUGCUUUAUAACCCCAAGACGGAUGAGGUUCAUGGAAUGGCUCAACAGCUGCUGUCCUAUUUUGAGAUGCUUUUUAGACCGAUUCAGGCGAAAUUGCCUACUAAUCACCGUGUGAAUGAGUUUUCUGCUGUAGAUGAAUUCAAUGGAAGUUCGUGGGACGAUAUACAGACGCCUGAGAGAUCCAAGAAGCCGAAAUUUAGUGAUCCGGUUGCUCCUGUUUUAAACAAGCAAAAUCACUCCACUGCGUCCAAACCGAUCGUCCCACCUGUUGUUCAGCCGCCUAUGCGGACUCCAUCGCCAAUGCAGGCUGCAGAACCAGAACCAGAACAGAUCAAACCGUCAUCAACUGCGACACGAGGAACUGUGCCGAAGCUGCCCAAGCCCAGAGCCAAGGAUCCGAACAAGAGGGACAUGAACAUGGAAGAGAAACAGAAAUUGGGGUUAGGGCUGCAAAGUAUGCCACCAGAGAAGAUGCCACAGUUAUUGCAGAUCAUACGUAAGAGGAACGAUCAGUUGGCACAAGAGGGUGAUGAAAUCGAGCUUGACAUAGAGGCUUUGGACACAGAAACGCUCUGGGAGCUCGAUCGGUUUGUCACCAACUGGAAGAAACUAGUGAGCAAGACGAAAAGGCAAGCACUUUUAGUAAACAGCGCAACGGUCGACAUUGAUGAUGUUGACGGGAUGAAGAAAAACAAGAAGGAAGCAGGGGAAGAAGAUGUCGAUAUUGGCGAUGAGAUGCCGGAGAGCAGCUUCCCUCAUGUGGAGAUUGAGAAAGAUGAUGGUGGUAUUGGUGAACAGGGUCAAGCUGCAGGUCAUGGAAAUGAGAAUGAGAAUGCAAGCAGCACCUCUAGCGGAUCGAGCAGUUCAAGCAGUGGCGAGUCGUCUUCCUCGAGCGAUUCAGACUCUGGGAGUGAUUCAGAUGCAGAUGAGGCGCAUUCGUAACACCAGACAUCGCAUAUCUGAAUUGCGAUAAACAGCAUAACGCAAGAUCUGAAAUGGUGAAAGCUUGAACAAGAUACAAGGCAUGAAUGGGGAAGAAGAACCUUUGAUUGGUUGGUUUAAUCCUUCCUAAUGUUAAUGGUUUUUAGGGUUUUGAUCUUUUUUUUUUGUAUACAAUAUGAAAUAGGAGGAAGCUGAGGCAGAUAGGUUAGUGGAUGAUGAGGUCUGGUCUUGUGUGUACAUAUGACCAACAAGGCAGACAAACUUUAGUGUUGUUAGUAUCAUUGAUAAUUCUAUUGCAAUAUGUUGUUAAAUUCUUUACAUUAAUUUAAUUAAUUGACAAUUUCAACAUUUGAUUCCUAAUAUUUGGGGAACUGAUUUGUAGUUCGAAGUAAUGAAUGGAUGGUUGAUCUUACUCUUUUAUUUA
This is a messenger RNA of Helianthus annuus (common sunflower), 3152 nucleotides long. Its product is annotated as transcription factor GTE7. Gene Ontology annotation, molecular function: protein binding. NCBI's taxonomy places the organism in Eukaryota, Viridiplantae, Streptophyta, Magnoliopsida, Asterales, Asteraceae. The transcript is spliced from 4 exons. The coding region runs from base 1196 to 2728 and encodes 510 amino acids. The record is from RefSeq and is a predicted model, not a curated record.